AUGUCUAUCCCUCAAGAUGUUAUUAUAUCCGUAACUUCAGAAACCUCCGAAAAAGGCAAGCAAGCUGAAACAAAAGAAACAGAAGGAGCAGAAGAACCGCUGGUUUUGCCAAAUAAUUUGGAAAAGAUUCUUAAUGAUUUAAGCCAAGAGCAACGACUAUUUUAUGAUGAAUUACCUAAGAAAUCAAAACCUCGAUUUUUUGAAGCGGUUUCAGAAGCGGUUUCAAAAGCAGUUUCAGUAGCAGUUUCCGCAGAAAAGAAAAAAGGGGAUUUCAUUGUCGAUUUAAUCGUUUUAACUAUCAUCACGCUUUCUACUCUCGCGAUUAGCAUUUUUAAUAAAAUAUAUGCGGAAAAUGAAGAUCUUACAAAUAAAUUUGCAAUUUUAUUAAAUUCAAUCGUCUAUGUAGGAUUAUUAUUAGCAAUUUUUUUGGGAUUAUUUUUAAUCCCACCGAUUGUUACAAUUCUUUGGGUAGCAGUCGGAAUAUUAUAUUCAGGCGCUUUUAUUAAAAGAUAUUAA
Diversispora eburnea is the source of this 516-nucleotide messenger RNA. Lineage: Eukaryota; Fungi; Glomeromycota; Glomeromycetes; Diversisporales; Diversisporaceae. The record is from the annotation of a GenBank genome assembly.